UGUUCCCCGGCGUGUCCCCCGGCUCGCGCGAGGAUGCGUUCCUCUCCGCCAUUGUCGCCGCCGGAGUGUCCCACGUGGUGGCGCGCGGCUGCCGCCAGGGGCAGUUCCGGGGCAGCUGCUCCUGGGUCGUUCCCGACGCCAUGAGGCUACCGCCGCGUGCUCGGCGGGGCGGCUCAUCGGACGACGUCGAAUACGGAUACCAGUUCGCCAAGUGGUUCGUGAAUGUGGGCGAUGGCAGUCGUAGCAGGCAGAGAGGGGAGUCUUUGGCGAUGAAUUUGCACGACAACGAGGCGGGUCGGCUGGCGGUGUACAAUCUGGCGCACAUGGACUGCAAGUGCCACCUGCUUUUUGGCCGCUGCAUGCUGAAGAUCUGCUGGCAGCAGCUCGCCGACUUCCACCAAGUUGGGAACUUGCUGAAGCACAAGUACGACACAAGUUCCGCCAUGCGGCUGGUCCGCCACAACAGCAGCAGCAGCGUUGCUGGUGCCACCCGCUGGUCCCGCUGGCGUCUGGAGCCGGUGAACGAGCGCUUGACGGCGCCCACGGCGAGCGAGCUGGUGCACGUGAGCGCCAGCCCCGGCUACUGCGAGCGCAACGACGCCAGCGGCAUCCCCGGCGCGGUGGGGCGGCGGUGCAACGUCACCUCCGAGGGCAAGGAGGCAUGCUCCGUCAUCACGUGCUGUGACAGAGGAUACGACAUCUCACAAGUCACGCUGGAGACGCAGUGCGGAUGCAAGGAGCAGCUCAAGGAGAACGUCAAGUGCAAGCUUUGCCCGUGGACCGUCGAUCAAUUCGCUUGCAAGUAG
Molecule: messenger RNA, 806 nt
Organism: Callorhinchus milii (elephant shark)
Lineage: Eukaryota; Metazoa; Chordata; Chondrichthyes; Chimaeriformes; Callorhinchidae
Product: protein Wnt-5a-like
Exons: 4
Biological process (GO): cell fate commitment; canonical Wnt signaling pathway; multicellular organism development
Cellular component (GO): extracellular region
Molecular function (GO): frizzled binding; cytokine activity
Source: RefSeq, a predicted model, not a curated record